AUGGAAGUAAUGUUUUUCGAAACAUGUUUUUCUUGGAGACUUAAAAAGCUUAAAGUUAUUUUCCUACCGAAUUUCGAACAGCAUGUUCAGUUAGUUUGCGAAUAG
Molecule: messenger RNA, 105 nt
Organism: Soboliphyme baturini
Lineage: Eukaryota; Metazoa; Nematoda; Enoplea; Dioctophymatida; Soboliphymatidae
Source: the annotation of a GenBank genome assembly